Molecule: messenger RNA, 911 nt
Organism: Pectinophora gossypiella (pink bollworm)
Lineage: Eukaryota; Metazoa; Arthropoda; Insecta; Lepidoptera; Gelechiidae
Product: larval cuticle protein LCP-17-like
Exons: 6
Coding region: 155-850 (231 amino acids)
Cellular component (GO): chitin-based extracellular matrix
Molecular function (GO): structural constituent of chitin-based larval cuticle
Source: RefSeq, a predicted model, not a curated record
UGUUUGCGUUUUAUUCGUGCAAAAAAGGCGUCCAGUUAUAAUAUAAACAGUGGGCGCUGAGGUUGUGUGGCAAGUCUGACCGAUUUAAUUACUUGGAGGAAAUUGUAAGUUUUGUAAAUGCUCCGUACAAGAACAACAGAAGGCUCCAGACACGAUGUUAUGUAUCCUACUAAUUUUAGUAGCGAUAUCCAGUUCUGCAACAACUCCAGUAAAUCCAGCUGAUGAUAUAGUUACUAAAUUUGAAAACAUAAAUGAUGGAUCGGGGAACUAUUAUUUCAGAUUUGAGACGAUAUACGGGUUGCGAAGGGAGGAGACUGGUGAGUUGGUGAAUGCAGGACAGCCUGACCAACAUAUCGAGGUUCACGGGGAGUACUCCUACGAAGAUCCCGAGGGCAAAUUACAUGUCAUCAAAUAUACUGCGGAUGAAAAUGGUUACCGAUUUGAAUCCAAGGACAAACCCUCACGACCAUACUUCGACCCAAGUCAAAUUGUAAAAUGUGCUGUAUUUAUCUGCAUUGGAUUAUUGAAUAUUUUACCAAGUUCAACCCAACAAUACACCGUUGAUCCAACCACGUUUUUGUAUGAUAAUCAAGGGAAUGGCGAAUAUAGAUUUAUAAUGAGGACGGCGGAUGGCACUGAGAGAGAAGAAAGUGGUAACUUUGAAGGUGAAGGAAACUACAUUGUAAAAGGAUAUUACUCAUACUAUGACCCUGCGGGGCAGAAGCAAUAUGUAUCAUACUAUGCAGACAAUACUGGAUACCAUCCUACUUUAAUGAAGAAGCCUUUACCUGGUGAUGUUCCCUAUUCCAGCCCACUUCCUCAAGCACUAGCGGCCACGCUUAUUGGUUGAAUACACUCAAGCACACCUCAAACUAAUUAUGUUAAUGCUUAUAAUACAAAAUAUGACUAAA